AUAGUAAUGUCUGAUCCUGAAAACGCUUAAGAGUAUAAAACUUUAUUUCCAGAAUUUAUUAAAUAGGACUAAAUACACUGUUACAUAGUAAUAGAGUUAAAAUGGUGUUGAAAGGAUGUUUUUUGUCUGUAUUAACCAGUAUGCGAAGCUGGAAAUGGAGUACUCCAUGUAUGGAACUGGGAUCCUGAAAAACUGCACUGAAAAGUAAAAAUAAAAGUAUGGGUAUUUUAUUGUGGCUCACCAUCUGUCAUUUCUUUUUUACUUUUGAGAGGUAACAGCAACAAGCCUACUAGAAGUAGGCAUCUUCAAAGUAUUUUCCUGAGAAAGAACAACAACCAUGAAAAAACCCUGAGAAAACAUUAAUUAUUGUCUGAAGUUAUUACACAGGUUUGUUUCUCAGGAGGUUUUAUAUGUGACUGUAGCCUGGGAAAUGACUGGCCAUUUGGAAUAGAAUGUUUCCAAAUUAUUUGGUUUUUUGUGCCCCGAAGAAGUACAACCAAAGGAUGAAAUGGUCCUGGGCUUCACAGCAUACUGAUCAGCGUAGUGAUGAUUCUAAUAAUUUAUCAGAGAAUCACAGAAUAAGCUGAGCUGGAAGGGACCUACAGGGAUCUUCGAGUCCAACUCGUGGUCCUGCACAGCAUUAUCCACAAGAGCCACACCAUGUCCUUAAAGCAGUAAAUAUUUGCACCACCAAAUGUUCGUGGUCAGAUUCUGGGACAGAAUUGCCAAUGAACUCUCGCUCCUGCUUGGUUUCAUACCCAAAACACUCACUAAGCUACACAUGGAAUUGCCAUUCCCGAGGGCUUUGGGUCCUGACUCCCAUUGUGUGCAGCCUCCAAGGAAAACAUGACUUCAUUCUGAAGGGAUUUUUCACCUUUUUCAGUUUAAGAAUGUUGAGAUUAACCCUGAGUUUGGAGCCCUGCUGGGUCCGGCCUGUGCUCUCUGAGGGCACGUCCAGGCCGUGAGGCGCCUCCACAGCCAGGGCACAGCGGGACCCACAUCGCCAAAUUCCCAUUAAAAACCUGUUGCCAUGCUCCUUUUAGACCCACAAAAUAUACAACUUAUCCUUCUAUUGUGUAGAGUGGUGACUUCUUAGAGAAAAACACAAGUGAGCAUUCACCCAGUGAUGCUUCCAAGAGCAUUUUCAGUGGCUGACCCUGAAAGAGUCAGAGGACGCAAACCUUUAGAAACACCAGGAGCUGAAGAGAAGAAAACACAGAAAAAGGAUAAGGCAAGAAAGGAAAGAAAGAAAUGUGGACCAUGUCUCCAUGCCCAAGGUGAUAGAAAAGCAGGAUGGAAGAAAUGGCCGGCUGUGAAAGCCCCGUGCUUGAACUCCUCCUUUGUAACCCUGCAGAGCGGGGUGGUUUACCAGGACAGAAACGCCACGGCCCAGCGAAUAUCCUCAGCCAGGCUCCACAGAAUCAAAGAGCUGAAGAACGAAAUAUUCGACAUUGGAAGGAAAAUCGAGGCGUCGAGCUUGGAGAACCAGGCUUUGAAAGAGCUGAACCGCCGGCACGCCAGGGCCAUCGGCAGGUACAACAAUGCCGAGAGCCACCUGCAAGGGCUGCUGGCAGGGCAUCGCAAGGAGACCACAGAGCUCGGCAAACUCCUCAAGAUGUCCCAGGAGGCGGAGAAAAACACGGCCAAGGAGCUCAAAAAAGUUGAAGCGGAGCUGAGGAGAACUAAUGGUGAUCUGAAGACUUUGGUUAUGCUGUCAGAAGACAAAGCUCUGGCGGAGAGGGAGGAACUCAGUCACAGGUUGUCAGUCCUUAACAAAACGUUGGAAGCAAAGGAUGAGAGGAUACAGAAUCUGGAAAUGCAGCUGAAGCUGAACAACAGCACUUAUAGUCGUUGGCUGGCAAGUGAGAGUAAAAAACUCCUGGAAGCUACAAUGAUCACAAAAGGCUUGCUAAUGGAAAUUAACAUCGUUCACCAAAAAAUUAAGGAAAAGGAUCGGCAACUUUACAUACAGAAUAUUUAUGCAAAUCGGAUGCCAAAAGCCCUGAGGGACAGAAGUGAUUGGCUUCCUAAUGACCAAAGUCUGAGAGCAGACAGAUCAGUACAAGUAGAUAAAGAGAGUUUUAGAGAACUGCUGCUGUCUCAGCACCAGGAUACAGAGAAAAAUCCAAUGCAGCUAAAAAAGGAGAAAAGAGGAGAUAAGGGUGGAGAAGGUAAAGCAAGAGAAGUGUGCUCAGAUGCCUGGGGUAGAAAAGAAAAAGAAGAAACCAAGGAAGUACCAACACCAGAAACUUCUAACAGGACACACAGAGGGGGCAAACUACUGAUGGAAAAAGGCAAUUUUUCAGAAUUUAUUAAAGAAAUGGAAAAAGAGACAGAGUUUCUUAAACAGAAGUUGAAAAGUCUGAUGAAAUCUGAACAAAAUCCUCAAAGAGACGGAGCAAAGGAGAACAAUCAAGAGGGAGAGGCAGUGGAAGAAGUUGAAAAAGAAGAGAAGAAACCGUAUGAGCAGCAAAAGAAGAAAGCCAGGAGUGAAGGAGCAAUUCCAAGCAAAGACUUUGCUAGGCUGAAAAAAAUCUACCUCUCCUCAGAAGGUGUUGAGAGUUUGCAUCAGGGGCUCCACACCUCAGGUGCCAAAUGCAAAGCAGGCAGCCAGAGCCAGGCAGGCCAGAGCUGCAGGGACACUGCUGAGUCCAGGGGGAAAAUCUCCUUUGGGGCUUAUGAGCCUUCUUUUGGGCAAAUCCCCCUGGCCAGGCAGGGUGGCAGAUGUGGAGUGGAAGAAAGAGCUGAGGAAGGAGGUUUUUGGGGAGGGCUGUUUGCAAGGAGACGGCCCCACGAGUUCCAGCAGCAGCAGGGUGAAGGCAGGCAAGUGAGGGGUGAGAGGCAAAUCCCAAACUCCAGGAGAGGGUUCAGCUCUCCUCGUUAAAACCAGCUCCAGAGAAUGUACAAUGAUUUCUGGUAGUUAAGUAUAUCAGCUUACCUUUAGAAAGUUUAUACAUUCAGAUUGUUAAAAAAACAAACGUUUUACUGAAAUUUUUAUUAAAUCUUACAAGCACUGGCUCCAUGAUUUUUUCCAAAACAAUCCAAUCGUCACAAAAAAACCAUUCUGUGCUCGGUGUGUAUUCACAAAAAUGUGUUGUAUUGAGAAUUCCUUAUUGUUUUCACCUGUUACCAGGAAAAAGUUAGUCCAUGUUUAGGAACUUCCAGGUUUUUGCAUUCCCAAGGAGCUGGAAUUUGGAAGCUGGGUUGUUGUCAGCUCCCUGACACGAGAACCUGCUUUUGUAAGGUUCACUGCUGGGUGAGGACCAACAAUGCAAUAAAAAACCCACUUUUUUAGUUCCUUCACUCCCCAAACAGCUUCCAGAAGUCAGAGAUAAUAAAAAUAAUUUGCUCCUACAUUGUUUUCACAAGCAUUAGAAACCUCUAAAGCCUCAUUCUUUCCCACUGUUGGAACUUAUCAAAGCCGUUUGCCUGGUAACUUCCCCAGCUGACAUCCAGAGAUGAAUGUGCAAGAGGAAAGCAUUGUUUUGGAGAAGUCAGGCAUAGCCAGUCCCCAAAAAGCCUCUAAAAAUCCUUGUUUAAGGUUAUGUAAGCGAGGGGAGGAGGAUUGUGUUUUGUUCCUCACAGUAAUUAAUUUAAUACUUGCUAAAUUCAUGUGAAGUUUGGAAAUAUUAGAGGCAUUCUGUUAAUUUUUAAAGGCAGUAGCAGUUUUAAAAAUGUCAGAAAUUACACCACAAAAGCUUUUAAAGAUGACAAAGACAUUCAGACCUGAACCUGCUUGCAACAACAUUUCAAAGGUUUAGAAAAAUAGUUAAAAAAAUAAAUGAGUCCAGUUGAUUCAAACAGUAUUUUCUUAUGCACAAACACAGGGGGGGUGUUGUUUUGGCUUGGAUUUUGGUGCCUUUGGGGUUGGAUUUUGCCAUUUUGGCUUUGUUUGUUUGUUUGGAGGUUUUGUGGAUCAUUUAGGAAAACUGAAGUUAACAUUAAAAAAGAAAUGAGAAAACCUAAGAUGGGUUGAAAAGCUUUAUUUCCUUAAUAAAAUCACAAUUAUACAUAACAUUCAAUCACAUUUUUACCUUGAUAUUUAUUUUCAUGUUGGCUAAAUACAACUCCUAAUAUAAAAUCCCAAUCUUUAAAUUAACAUUAAAAAAAACAAACAAACAAAAAUAUUUAAUCUAUAUAUAUAUACACACAACAGAACCUCACCUUUUGAACUGGUUUUUAAAGGCAGUGCCAAUUUUGGAGGGUCCUGGCCCCUUCCUUCCUGCAGGGAGGAAAAGGCCUUGGAAUAGCAGAACAGAUCAUUCCUCUGUGGGAAUUCCAGAGUGGGAAGCUAAAUCAGCAUCCCCUCUGCAGGAACAACACUGUCUUCUACAUCAUUGACAGCAGCCUGUGUUUGGCAGCUGAAGAAACCUCUUCAAGAGAUAAAAUCUUGAUUAAACACAUCUAUUUUUUUUAGGACAGCACAAGAAUAUUCUAAUUUUAAGGUAAAAAAAAUCACAAAGAAACUCUCUUUUGUCCCAAGCCAAGCAAACCACCUCCCUCUGCCCUCUGCACCACCCUACAUGAUCCACCUCGGGGUGAAGCUACCACAUUUUACAGCAAAGGAACAGCCAGGCUCCCAAAUUAAUUCCUAAAGCCAGCACAUUUCCAAUUUAAAACCACAAUUCAACACUUUUAGAUGUUGGUGACAACAAGCCACAGCAAAACCUUAUGGCUCUGCCACGAAUAAACCCAAAAUGAGGUUUUAUAACCAGCAAUGCUGUUCUUUCCAAACUGAAAGGCAAACUCUGGGAAGAGAAAUCAAAAGGACUGACUGAUAAUCCAAAUGGAAUAACAAGGAUUGCCUCAGACCUUGUCUCAUGAAAGAUAACUGUCCCUUUUUUAAAAAAA
Molecule: messenger RNA, 4851 nt
Organism: Cyanistes caeruleus (blue tit)
Lineage: Eukaryota; Metazoa; Chordata; Aves; Passeriformes; Paridae
Gene: LCA5L
Product: lebercilin LCA5 like
Biological process (GO): intraciliary transport
Cellular component (GO): axoneme
Source: RefSeq, a predicted model, not a curated record